AUGGUGUGCAAAAACCUGGCGCAAGGCCUAUCGAGAGCCGUCAACUCGUUUGGAAGCGCGUCGAGGGUGCAAUGCGAACGAGCAGCACGACGCAGCUUCGUUCUCCCAGCACCACGAUACAUCUCCAUGACCACGUCGAGGCCGGCCGAAGUCGAGACCGAGGUCCAGGAGCCCUUCACAGCCGCAAAGCCAUUCGACUUCGACGCUCAAGACGAAGGGAAGGACGGCGGCAAGGGCAGCAAGAACCUGCGGGCCCUGCGCAUCGUGCCUGCAUCACCCUCGUACUUCAGCGCAAAGCCCACCUUCACCGACGACUUCCUCUCGCUCUCCGCCCUGCUCCGCAAAGUCGCCACACUGCCCACGAUACCGAAUGCCGAAGCACCCAAGGUCGCGUGGAAGACGGUCGAGCAGUACCGCAUCAUGACCAACGAGCCUGUUAAGACACAGCGCUUCCACAAGAUGCUGCACAUCUUACGAAGACUGAACUGCAUUCACCCGCAACUGAUGCCCGACGAGGUUGUGCAGGCGAUGCAGCGCUACAAGAAACCUAGCCAGCCUGGCGACAUCAAGCCAAAGCCUGGUGUCAUCGAUGAGCUGGGUAGGGCAAAGGGUGUUGGACGGAGGAAGACGUCUUCUGCGGUCGCAUGGCUCGUUGAGGGCGAGGGUGAGGUCUUGAUCAACGGCCAAUCUCUUACCGAAUUCUUUGGGCGGCUGCAUCAUCGAGAGAGCGCAGUCUGGGCGCUGAAGGCGACCCAGCGACUCGACAAGUACAACUUGUUCGGUCUGGUACAGGGCGGCGGAUCAACUGGCCAGGCCGAAGCCAUGACACUGGCAGUAGCGAAGGCAUUGCUCGUGCAUGAACCGGCGCUGAAACCAGCCCUGCGACGAGCCGGCUGCAUCACUCGUGACCCGAGAAAGGUGGAAAGGAAGAAGCCUGGGCACGUCAAGGCUCGCAAGAUGCCUACCUGGGUCAAGCGUUGA
Molecule: messenger RNA, 981 nt
Organism: Ascochyta rabiei
Lineage: Eukaryota; Fungi; Ascomycota; Dothideomycetes; Pleosporales; Didymellaceae
Product: 37S ribosomal protein S9, mitochondrial
Exons: 2
Coding region: 1-981 (326 amino acids)
Biological process (GO): translation
Cellular component (GO): ribosome; mitochondrial small ribosomal subunit
Molecular function (GO): structural constituent of ribosome; RNA binding
Source: RefSeq, a predicted model, not a curated record